AUGGGGCAACUGGUGAAGGAUUGUGGCCAUGAGCACCUGAGCCAGGCACUCCCGUCCAGGGGGCAGGAGGGGGUGAACCCAGAGCAUACUCUGCAGGUGUUUGAUCUUUCUCUGGACCAGGAUCACACAGGCCUUGAUAAUAGCCUUGUGGGUGUGUGGUUUUCUCUUAACUACAGGAAGAUUGUCGAUCGAAUUGACAGCGAUGGGGAUGGCUUUAUCACCACUGAGGAGCUGAAAACCUGGAUCAAACGGGUGCAGAAAAGAUACAUCUAUGAUAAUGUUGCUAAAGUCUGGAAGGAUUAUGAUCGGGACAAAGAUGAUAAAAUUUCCUGGGAAGAAUACAAACAAGCCACCUAUGGUUACUACCUAGGAAACCCCACAGAGUUUCAGGAUUCUUCAGAUCACCACACCUUUAAAAAGAUGCUGCCCCGUGACGAGAGACGGUUCAAAGCUGCAGACCUCAAUGGUGACGGGACGGCCACUCGGGAGGAGUUUACCGCCUUUCUGCACCCUGAGGAGUUUGAGUAUAUGAAAGAAAUUGUGGUUUUGGAAACUCUGGAGGACAUCGACAAGAAUGGGGAUGGGUUUGUGGACCAGGAUGAGUAUAUUGCGGAUAUGUUUUCCCACGAGGAGAGUGGCCCUGAGCCAGACUGGGUCUUGUCAGAACGGGAGCAGUUUAAUGAAUUCCGGGACCUGAACAAGGACGGGAAGUUGGACAAAGAUGAGAUUCGCCACUGGAUCCUCCCCCAGGACUAUGACCACGCGCAGGCUGAGGCCAGACACCUGGUGUAUGAGUCGGACGUAAACAGGGAUGAAAAGCUAACUAAAGAGGAGAUAUUGGAGAACUGGAACAUGUUUGUUGGAAGCCAAGCUACCAAUUAUGGAGAAGACCUCACAAAAAAUCAUGAUGAACUUUGAUACACACACACCAUAACUUGGCAGACUGUCAUAGGCUUUCUUUUAUUGUCUUGGAUGGUUGCUACAGUUGUCUAAUUUAUAGCAGUCGUGUCCCUGAAACAACAGUUUAAAACCUCAGACUGGGGUUAAAAUUGGUUUUCACUCAAUAUUUACUGGGAAAUAGUCAUUGCUAUACCUUCAAAAAGAUACCUCUACAAACACAUUAAAACCUUGGUAAAUUACAAUGCCGUGUGGGGAUACAUUGCAAAAAACAUGACUUUUUAGCUUUUUCCAUUAAAUUUAAAGAGGAAUAAAGUUAGGAAAUGCCCUGUUAUUCAGAAGUUGGGUGGGUUGGGGCAGCUUAUGGAGUGACUGCUAUGCAUUUUAACUGCAAAUUUUUACAUUUGCCACAGGGAAUAGUUGGUGCGAGAAAACUGAUGAAGCUUAGUGGUGUCGUCCCAUGUAGGCUUAUUUCAGAACCAGCCUAAUACUUCAGAUACUUUUUGACUUUAUACUCUGAGCUGUUACUGUAAAUGGUGUAUAAAACCUCUGCAUUUUUCUGUACGGACCUGAUAAUGUGCAUAACAAAUCCACAUCUUUGUUUUUUGUUUUUGUUGUUUUUACAAUAAGAAUCAAUCAAGAAAGAUAUAAUGUGAAAAAGAAUGGGAUUUUAGAGGGAGGGAAAAGCUGAAUGUCAGGCAUUGGGAGAACUAGAGGAAAGCGGCAAACACAUUACUAUACUUGAGAAAACUUAUCUUGACGCAUAAACGAGGUAGGUCUGACGUUUGAAAAAGUGAGUGGAAAUAGGAUCCAUUUCCUCGCUGAUCGUCUGGUAGGAAUGAGGGCGGGGGUCCCAGGGAAGCCUGCCUGGAGGGGGCUGGAACUGUUGCAUCCAUUUGGGAGAUUCCGUGACCCUCGGACCUGCCUGGGACCACGGAUGCCACGGAAUUAGGACAAGGUGAUGUUCCAAGCCACUGGCCGAACUGGAGGAAACAACUUUUACAGGUUGAAAUGCUGCCUUACAAGUAGGAAGUGAGUGAAAUAAAGGAUCCCUGUGAGGAUUUUCUACUGUG
Molecule: messenger RNA, 1970 nt
Organism: Miniopterus natalensis
Lineage: Eukaryota; Metazoa; Chordata; Mammalia; Chiroptera; Miniopteridae
Source: RefSeq, a predicted model, not a curated record